CUCACUGCUGAUCGCCAGGCGGCUGAGAGGGACUGGGUGAUGCUGGGUGGCGGGAGAGGACGCGGGGCGUGAGUCCUGUUCCACGGGUCGCCGGAGUGGCCGAGGCCGGUCCCAGCGCAGCGGCUCUCCCAGCUCUGCCGCUCUCCCCGGACUUAACAUACGGUAUAAAAUGGCUGACAUUUUAUCCGGAUAAGUCACUGCAGCCCUCUGGAAAGUCGUCACCAGGUGCAUUUGAGUAAGAGUCUGAGACUAAUUCAGAAAACGCAAAAUGGCCCUUAACUCUUCUGCUGAUGAUGGCAUUAAAAGAAUCCAAGAUGACUGCCCGAAGGCUGGCAGACACAGCUACAUUUUCGUCAUGAUUCCCACCCUCUAUAGCAUCAUCUUUGUGGUGGGAAUAUUUGGAAACAGCUUGGUGGUGAUCGUCAUUUACUUCUACAUGAAGCUGAAGACUGUGGCCAGCGUCUUUCUUCUGAAUCUCGCCCUGGCUGACUUAUGCUUUUUGCUGACACUGCCAGUGUGGGCUGUCUAUACCGCCAUGGAAUACCGCUGGCCUUUCGGCAAUCACCUGUGUAAGAUCGCUUCGGCUGGCAUCAGUUUCAACCUCUACGCCAGUGUGUUCCUGCUCACUUGUCUCAGCAUCGACCGCUACCUGGCCAUCGUCCACCCAAUGAAGUCUCGCCUCCGCCGCACGAUGCUGGUGGCCAAAGUCACCUGUGUCGUCAUCUGGCUGCUGGCUGGCCUGGCCAGUCUGCCAGCUGUUAUACACCGAAAUGUAUACUUCAUCGAGAACACCAAUAGCACAGUUUGCGCUUUUCAUUAUGAAUCUCAGAAUUCAACCCUCCCCGUGGGGCUGGGCCUGACCAAGAAUAUCCUGGGCUUCAUGUUCCCUUUUCUGAUCAUUCUCACUAGCUAUACUCUUAUUUGGAAGGCUCUAAAGAAGGCUUAUGAAAUCCAGAAGAACAAGCCAAGAAAUGAUGACAUCUUUAGGAUAAUUAUGGCGAUUGUGCUUUUCUUCUUCUUUUCCUGGAUUCCCCACCAAAUCUUCACUUUUCUGGACGUGCUCAUUCAGCUGGGCGUCAUCCGUGACUGUAAAAUUGCUGACAUUGUGGACACUGCCAUGCCCAUCACCAUCUGCAUAGCUUACUUUAACAACUGCCUGAACCCUCUGUUUUAUGGCUUUCUGGGGAAAAAAUUUAAGAAAUAUUUCCUCCAGCUUCUGAAAUACAUUCCUCCAAAGGCCAAGUCCCACUCAAGCCUGUCUACAAAAAUGAGCACACUUUCCUAUCGUCCUUCAGAUAAUAUGAACUCAUCGGCCAAAAAGCCUGCUUCUUGUUUUGAGGUGGAAUGACAGAUUCAAAGCCUACUGGCAAGGUAAUGCCCUGACAGAAGCCAGGGCAGUGUCAGACUAAAUGGCUCAUGACCAAAGGAACAUUCACCCCUGCUUCAGGAUCUAAGCGCUUUCAACAGACUGUAGAUGUCAUCUAAGGCUCUGAAAGAAAGCUUUGACAAGCAACCAAGCAAAGCCACUCUUUGCCACAUCUUUCAUCAAUAGAUGAUGGCUGCCCAGAGGAAGAGUCAGGAGCUGGAUGGAUUUGUGGGUUUGGAAAACAGUUUGCUGGCAGAAAUGCAAUCUCACCAGUCUCCUUUUGCUAUGUUCCUUUUGAUUUCCACAUGAAGGUAUGUAGAACAUGUUAAAUAUUUAGACAAGCAACAGGAGACGGGAGGUGAAGAUUAUUUGUUCUGCCCAGUUCCCAAUGGGCAAAGAGCCUUUUUUAUCCCUUUAGUCAUUAGUAAUGGCAAUCCAUUUGUCCCUGUUAUUGUGCAUAUUGGGCAAAGAUUUGCUAAGCCGUAGUCACCAAGUUUCAGGACCCCUUUGUAAAACCCAGCCAGUGUCUCACAAACGUGUACUGUUGCUAAACAAUGCCAGCUAGUGUUGUGUGUUUAUGUAACAGUGUUACCAAAGUCACACAUCAAAGUCACACUGCUUGUAGUAACUGUGACUUCCUAAGUACAUCAGCUUUAUUUCAAAUCUGAGAACUGUAUACAGCUGGUGGUGAAUAUAUCAUACAAUCUGCCUUGUUCUCUAAAAGAGUAUAUGUUCUCCUCAUGUAUGUGUAUCUAUUAUCUCUAAACUGUCAUGUGAUGAAAAUCUGGCAAUGUAUGUUACCUUGAAAUAAAGUAAUUUUAUUGUAA
Messenger RNA from Psammomys obesus (fat sand rat), 2193 nucleotides. Its product is annotated as type-1 angiotensin II receptor. Lineage: Eukaryota; Metazoa; Chordata; Mammalia; Rodentia; Muridae. Gene Ontology annotation, molecular function: angiotensin type II receptor activity. Gene Ontology annotation, biological process: immune response; regulation of vasoconstriction; G protein-coupled receptor signaling pathway. Bases 269 to 1348 code for a protein of 359 amino acids. The record is from RefSeq and is a predicted model, not a curated record. Gene Ontology annotation, cellular component: membrane. The transcript has 3 exons.